AUGCUCAACAAUCAAGAGUUCGACUAUCUCAAUACAGCCAGCACGCCAACAGUGGAUGAAGUGCUUAGUGCAGCCAAGUUCCAGGUUUCAACGGAAACGAGCUUCUGGAAUAUUGAUGUGUCACAAGUUCUUGCGGCAUUCGGGCACAUGGAAGCGUGCUUUCAGUAUUCGGCAAAGGUACUGGAAAUCGGUCCGAAACUCCCAAGCUCAUGGGCAUGGAUGGGAGAGGUGUACAUCAAAAGAGAUGAUUGGCACAAGGCUAUUGAGAUAGCCAAGGGUCACAUCCAUCGCUGCCUUCACUACAUGUGCAUUGCUUAUUCAAAGGUUCACGAUGCUAUAAACCGACUUGCCGCAUGCCAGAGAGCCUUUGAAGUAGCUCCGCAUUGUGUGGAAUGCAUCAGUCGCGUCCUCUUCCAUCUACACAAAAGCCGCCAGUAUGAGGAAUAUAUCUUAUUUAUGAAACGAUUUUCAGAGGCCUCCGCGGGCUGGACCCAUGAUUGGAGCCAACUGGACGUGUCUAUGAAUGAAAACCCAUGGCCAGACUCCCUGUCCCUCAGAUUAACAGCCUCUUCGGCACUUGCAAUGAACAAUAUACCUUUCAUGAUUGCUGCAUGGUCUUCUGCUCAGAGGCUGGCUCGAAAGGAAUUCGAAACCGCCGGAGCAGCCUGUCUGGACUUGUCCUUUGCCAAAAUUUAUAAAGAUCUCGCUGAAGAUAAGGCGAAGGCGGUUGCUAUAUGGAAAAAUGUCUUUGACUCCUUCGUCGACACACGGGAUGGCUUCCCGGCCAUGAUCAAGGUUCUCUCGACGAACAGCCUCGCCAUAUAUCUUCUUUUCGAGGCAAUUGAGGUGGGUGUGGGAACACCCGAAGCAGAAGAAAAAGUUGCUCAACUGGAAGGGCUGUCGCGGCGCUUGAAUUUCACAUACAAAUCCGAACUGUGGGUCGCUUCAUACUGUCAAUUCUUCGCACCCGGUGUGUACUACCGGCUAGCUGGCCAAGACGCAAAGUUUCAGGCAUUGUUCAAGCCUGGCCUCAAGCAAGCAGUGGAAAUGCUAUAA
Molecule: messenger RNA, 1056 nt
Organism: Penicillium longicatenatum
Lineage: Eukaryota; Fungi; Ascomycota; Eurotiomycetes; Eurotiales; Aspergillaceae
Exons: 2
Coding region: 1-1056 (351 amino acids)
Molecular function (GO): protein binding
Source: RefSeq, a predicted model, not a curated record